AUGGAUACCCUCUUGGUCGCCAUAGACCGGCACGAUUAUGCACACGCGCUCCUGAAGAUCGACCGCCUUAAGAGAUCGUCCAACGAGCCCCUCUUUGUCGUGUACAUCAGCUUUAUGGAGCCGUUCAUUCACUAUUGUGCAUCUCUGCCCACGGCCUUUUCUACGCUCGCUAAUGUUAUUGUAGGCAUUACACCGGAAAUACUGCAACAGAACAUGGGGAACUUACUGCACCUAUGCGCCGGCGCGGGCCUGAAUGAGUAUAUAGCAGACCGUCUUCCGAAAGACCCCGUCGUGACAGUAGAAUCAUUUCCACAUCUGUGUAGAUAUAAAUUAGCAUGCAACGAUUAUGAAGCCAUUGAUAAGCUCCUUGUCGGAAUCGACAAGCAAAGUGACAGGCACUUUUCGAAGGACCAGGCUCUACGCCACCUGCGAUGGAAGGAAGCCUUUGCGCUUAUGGUUGCCAGGAGCCAAGUCAGCCUUCUGACAGAGAGCUCCCCAGCUCAGACCAUUCUCACUAAGAAUGCGCGGACACUUUUCAAGUUAGCUUUGUCUGGCUUCACGCGGAACUUCCUUUCUGAUUUCUCACUUUUUGGUAAGACUGUUCCUCAGGGCAACACGCUCUUUCUCCAAAGCCUCCAUCGUCAGAGUCCUUUGUCUAUUUUGGCCAACUUGGUAGAGUACGACGUCUUUCUUGUCAUAGCAUCCGGUAUUAAUGAACAGGGCAUGUUACAGAACUACCUGUUUGAUCUGAGUAAGUUGGAAGGCAUUUCCUACGAGGCACAGAUGGACCCAACACAGCACAGCUUGGUGUCCGAGACUCCUCUUCAGAAACUUGAGGAUACCGAUCCAGCAACAGAAGAGGCAGUAAUUGUCAAUGCCUCCAACCCGAGCUCUCUAUUGCUCAAGCUCCAUGCCAUACAUCCACGGAUAAUGGUCGUUCGUUCUUUGCUCGCCAAACUCCGAGAUAUGGCUAAUGAUGCGCCACCAGAGCCUCUCUGGAAUCUCGCUUAUGCCGAAUUCUGGGAUGUCUUUCUCUCGCAUGAUGUGGCUGAUGCACUGGAUGUGUGCAGUGUUAUGAGCCUCCACUACCGGCUUCAAAUGGAUAUUAUCUUUCUUCUGAGGGAUGGAAAGAACGCUGCCAGAGCCCGAGCGAACCCUUCUGCGUCUAUAUCAGCGGAGUUUAACUCAUAUCAGUCUGUUUUCACCGGCAAGGAUGCUUACAUUUCCGUCAGGGGUAUUCCCAUGGAGGUCCUCCUCAAGAUAUUAUUUAUUCUAAGUCGCACAACUUAUAAUAGCUUUGAUAUUCUUCCGUUUGGGGUUGCAGAAUCAGCUGAGGAAGGAUCCCUGCUGUUUCUCCAGAGGGAUGUGAACGCAGCAAUAAAACAUAUUAUUCGAACCAUAUUUGAUGCGGUACUGAGUGGAAAGCAACCUCUGUCUGUGCUGAUGGAGGUAGCUAAGAUUGUUCAGGACCUCCGCCAGACGGCAUAUGGGUUUGAGCUGAGAAACUUGGUUGAGAUUAUCAAGUAUGUUUGGGAUAAAGAGGCCCAGUACAAGGAGAACCAUGCUCUAACUGUGUGCGUGAUGUAUGUGGAUAUUGUCUGUAAGUACACGCAGUUCAAGUGGUAUAGCCGUCGAAAUGGAAGUCUUGUUCUGCCAAGCGAAGGCAAGAUUCAAAUGAGAGACAUUUCCAGCCAAAAUAAGGAGCUUGAGACAGUCAGACGCGAUCCCCUGGGAAAUGCUGAGAAUAUACAACGUGCACGAGAAGCUUAUAUGGAACCUUUUACUCUGAAAUCUCUUCAGGUGCACAUGGACACUGUUGCGACCGUAGUUGCAGACCUCCUUUAUAGAGGCAAAGACUUUAAUUCAGUUGUUGACGACACUAUAAUUUUGCUUACGGUACCAAUGCUGAUCUCCUUGCUCAACCUCUUCCAAAACCCAUAUUUCCACGAGUACGUACUGAGGUCCCUUGACAGGUGCAAGACACCUCGAGACAAGAGUGGUCGCUCAGCAAAUGGUCAGGGCUCUGCGAAGAAGUCGCACCAAACCAGCGAAUCACAAAGAUCAGGGUCUCCGUUCUCAGCUUUGGUGUUUAAGCGGCAAACAGAAGCAGGAGAUGACCCCGCUCUAUCUGGGACGGGGGUCACUGCCACCGUGCGGCAAGUGUCCCUCUCCAGUGACUGCAACAGGAGUAUAGAUCGAGCGUUCAUUGCGCUUGUGGACGUAGCAAAUGACCUCUAUGGCCAUCUCAGCGAAAUCUUUUCACAGAAGGGGCUUGCAGAUGCAUAUCCCGCGAUAGUCUCUAACAUGCUCCUCUUGAAACAGCGAAUGCGUACAUUGAACGUAGAGACUUGGAAGACUUCUUUAGAAGAUGAAGUUCUUUACAACUUUUUUGAUGUGGCCAAUCAGCAGUACCAGACAUUUGGGUCGUUCUUCUGGCGAUGGUUCUUGGAGCGCGGUAUUAUUACGCAGAAGCCUGCGCAUACCAUUGUAAGCGGCAUCGGUAGCCUUUCAAUCGAAGACACGUGCUUGCUUCUGGAUGAGGCUGUCGCCCUCGAACAAGAAACUGCCAAGUCUUCUCGAACCAAACGAAAGCCUACCAGGCCGGCCGGAGACACGCCACUGGGCACAUGCAAGAACCCGUUGUGCUUCCCUGCUCAGUAUCUAAACUCACGCAGAUCGGCUCGUUUCCCCGCUGUGCCAUUCGCCUUCAUGCCACUCAUCCAGGGCGCAGCACAGUUUGGGCGUGAAUUUGUGACCAUCACAUACCAAUCUAUAGGCUCAUCAAUGCUCGAGCUUGUUAAUCCUUAUUAUAUGUUUGAUAGUUUGGCGGCCACUGCACGCAUGCAAAUCUCUUCUGCAUACAUUCUUUCAGACUCACUUGAGCUCUUGUACAAGUGGAUGAACACCUGUUUGGGGUACAAGACAAUAAAGAAGAGCAACCUCAUAGGUCUAUUUCUCGGGCUGACUGGCGUGUUAGCGGGAGCUGGCGAGCCCUAUCUCCGGUAUACACAGCACAGGUACUACAUCAUAGACUCCUUUGAUAUGAGCUGCUUUUCGGCUUGCGAGCACCUCUUUAACGAUGGCGGUUAUUGCAAAGAUGAGAACCUUGGGACCCUAUGUCCUUGGUCUACCUCCGUCUCCUCAGGUACGGCGCAGAAGCUUACCAGUGAUGCACGACCUUCACAAAUAGAGACAUCUCUUCCUCUCUCCUCCAACAUACUCUACUCAAAUAUCUGGAACUACCAUUUAGGCAACCAGCCCAGUAUCGCUGCUAAAUCGCUUUCUCUAAGCCCCGGGGUCCUUGCCAGCAAGCUCUAUGUGCCACUGUCACGCCACGAAAGCUUCUCAAACCUACUCAACUACUCAUUGAGGAUGUUCCUCCAAGGAAGAAAUGCAAUCUUCACACGAAGAUUGUCACGGUCGGACGCCAUGGCAACCUUCCUCAUAUAUCAUAUAUGUUCAUACGUCUAUCUACUGAUACAUGGCGCGGACAAGGGGGCAAUAGAGGUAUCGAACAGUGAGCUUACGACCAUAUUCUGCGAUCUGGAAUUUCUUCUGCAGGCAAAGGUCUCCUCUGAUCACGAUCUUGCCAGCAAGGCCUACGCCGAGUUCUUUGAUUACCAUGGGUUUACGCAGCGCCUUCCCCCGAUGGAUCUUCUCUUCAACGUUCCGCUCCUUAAGUACUGGCUUGAACGUCUUGGCGCUCUGACUGUGACCCUCCCUAUUGCAUCUGAAGUCAUCGUUAGGUCUUGUGACCUGUCGGUUACCAUCCCUUUAGUAAUACUCAUCGUUAGCGCAAUUAUCUUUAAGGAGAAGGGCCUAAUGGACGAUGUACAGACAAACAUAGAUGCACUCAUUGAGUGCAUCAGCCGGAAGACAGUGGAUCCGCUUGUCGAGCCCACCAAGCAACUCUGUCUAGCGUGUCUUCACAAUAUCCUCCGGUUCCAUGUCUAA
Messenger RNA from Giardia duodenalis, 3954 nucleotides. RefSeq names its product Cell division control protein CDC19. The transcript has a single exon. Lineage: Eukaryota; Fornicata; Diplomonadida; Hexamitidae. Bases 1 to 3954 code for a protein of 1317 amino acids. The record is from RefSeq and is a predicted model, not a curated record.